This is a messenger RNA of Oppia nitens, 3859 nucleotides long. RefSeq names its product C-Jun-amino-terminal kinase-interacting protein 4-like (gene syd). The record is from RefSeq and is a predicted model, not a curated record. The coding region runs from base 26 to 3739 and encodes 1237 amino acids. Gene Ontology annotation, biological process: vesicle-mediated transport. The transcript has 7 exons. Lineage: Eukaryota; Metazoa; Arthropoda; Arachnida; Sarcoptiformes; Oppiidae. Gene Ontology annotation, cellular component: cytoplasm. Gene Ontology annotation, molecular function: kinesin binding; JUN kinase binding; MAP kinase scaffold activity.
UAGUAAAAAAUCAAUCGGUAAUCAAAUGAUGAACGACAACAUUAUAAUGGACACCAACGCCAACAACACGAUAACGGCCACAACACCGCCAAUGGUCGGCAAGUUAUCGGCAGCGGCUGAGGCCAUCAUAAACGAUACGCCCGAUACACCACCGCUAUCGACGCAGACAACCGAAACCAUCUACGAAUUGGGCCGACAAUUGGAUUCACCCACUCAUGUAGUGUCCGAACGGGUACAGACAUUGGCCGCACAAAUCUAUACCGAAUUGCAACGAAUCAUUAGCCGAUGUAAUGAAGACGAAGAUGUUGUGGCCGGACUGAUGCCUCUGGUGGUCAAUGUCCUCGAAUCGCUGGAUAUGGCAUCCAUCGAGAAUCAACAAUAUCAGGUGGAACUGGAACUAUGUAAAGACGAUAACGAACAGUUGGUCACUGCAUUUGAAAAGGAAAAGUUAAAUAAGAAAAAAGUCGAACAACGGCUGUUCGAGUUUGAGUUUACCACCGAUGAAGAGAAACAACAUUAUCAGCAAAAAAUCGAUUCGUUAGCCAAUAUUGUCAAAAUGUUGGAACUGAAGGCCAAGAAUUCGGCCGAUCAUUCCUUACGUCUGGAGGAAAAAGAAGCCGAACUAAAGAAAGAAUAUAAUAAAUUACACGAAAGAUAUACAGAAGUAUUGAGAAGUCAUUGCGAACUAAUGGAAAGAGUAAAGAUAUUGAUCGGUACCGAUGAGGGUAUGUCAUCGUUACAACAACAACAACAACAGCCACCGAAUAGUCUACCAAAUUAUAGUAUAAAAUACCAGAAUAACAGACGUCAAGAGUUUGAGAGUAGUGGCGAAGAAUUUAGCGAACAAUUAGCUAAUAAUAGAAGAGACUCGAAUAGUCCGACACCCAUACGGCAGGCCUGGGCUGACCGCGAGCUGACACUCGAUGAACUAAAUCCAUCCAUUAUUGAAGAUGUCGAUGAUUUGGCCAGAGAUCGGGAUAAGGAUCGAGACUAUCCCAGUCUUACAGUGAACGACAAUUUUUUUGGUAUGGAAAAAGAGAUACAAAACUUGAUUACCGAAAAUAACGAAUUAUUGGCCACAAAGAAUGCCCUGAAUAUAGUUAAAGACGAUUUGAUUGCCAAAGUAGAUGAACUACAAAGUGAGCUAACAAUGUGUGCAAAUGAGAUCCAACAGAGAGAUGCUGUCAAAGAACGGCUAAAAUUUCGUAUCAAAGAACUGGAGGAAGAGCUGAAAAAAUGUAAAGAAGAAGCCGAAGAAACCAAACAGAAAUUGUUGGCACAAAAAGAGGAUGACGAAGAAAAUAUACCGAUGGCUCAGAGGAAGCGCUUUACACGGGUAGAGAUGGCCCGGGUUUUGAUGGAACGAAAUCAAUAUAAAGAAAAACUAAUUGAAUUACAAGAAGCCAUCCGAUGGUCGGAAUUGAUUAAAGCGACCAAAACUGAAGGCGAAAAAAAGUCGGCCAUUUGGAAGUUUGGACGUAAUUGGACGGGCGGUUUUAGUAAUCUAUUCAGUACGCAAAGUUCGCCGCCGAAUAAGGACUCGUCGACCGCGUCGUUGUCGCCCCAGAGGACAGCCGUACGAUUCAAUUCGGCUAAUCCGACGGCUGUUACGCCGGCGUUGGACGCCAUGCGAAAGCGAGCCCGGGCUCAACAAGCGGCCAGUGGCGGCCCUGGAAGCGAACUACUGUUGCUAAUGGACUCGGAUUUGACCAGCGAACGGGCCCGAGCGUUGCGCAGUGUCCGGGCUCAUGUCAACCGAACGGGUAGUGGCGAUAGAAUUCAGGCAUACGGCUGGAGUAUUACCGGAACUGGCAACGGCGAUGGCCAGUCCGGCGAACGUAUGGUCAACAGUGCUAUCAAAGGCACGUCGGUUCCGGUUCCCAUCUAUUGUCGGCCGUUGAGCGGCGACGAUGUCGGUAUGAAAAUAUGGUGCGCCUGUGCUGUCGAUCUGACCGGUGGCGAAGCCGGCUUUCCCAGUGAUAAAAUCGAAAGCUCGGCACAACAAACGGAUCAACAAUCAGCUGCUAAACAACAACAACAACAGACCACCGCUGAAACCCCGCCGGCGAAAGACUCGAACAAUGCAUUGGCCGACUUGGAGACCGAAUUGUCUCAAGCGUUAAGCGAACAAACAAGCCGUUCGCUUGACAGCCAAUUGUCGACAUUUGUCUGGAUCUGUAGUGUUAGUCAUUCCAAAAGUAAAGUCACUAUUGUCAACAUCCGGAGCAAUCCGGGAGAAGUGUUGGACUCGUUUAAUGUUAAAACACAUUUACUAUGUAUAUCGUCGAUACCGGGAGCUAAAGUCGACGACAUUCACGGCUCGGAUGGUAUCGAUGCCGACGGCAAUGCAAUCAGAUUAGUCGAAAGACAAGAGUUGAUCACUCAAAGUGAUGGAAGUAAGUCAUCGACAACAACAACGACGACAUCGACAACCGAUAAGAAAGAAGUGGACAUCUUAUACGAAGCUAAACGUAUGGACGAGUCAGCCUAUCGGGACAUAGCUAUCGAAGCCACCGAAAAGGGAUCGACAACGUUGGAUAAACUAUCCGAAUAUGUGGCCUAUACUGAGCCCCCAUCACCCACCAGUACUUCCGAUGACAUAUCGACUACGAGUUCUAUAUUUCAACCUAUGUCUACAUGUUUGCCGACAAUGUGGACGGGAGGACAGGACGGAAAUCUAUACAUUCAUUCGAGUAUUGCUCAGUGGUCCCAUUGUAUUGCUAAAGUAAAACUAUCAGACUCUGUACUACAAAUAGUUCAUACAAAAGGCCGGGUAUUUGUGGCCUUAGCUAACGGCCAGUGCUGUGUAUUUGUACGGUCGAUGGUUACCGGCGAAUGGGAUUUUACCGCCUACUAUGUCAUCGAUAUUGGAGUCGUAUUUAAUUUAGUGAACACUUCUACUACUAGUACUACUACUACUACUACUUCAGAUUCAACGAAUUCAAAGUCUAAUACUAUGACAAAUAUGUCGUCGUCGUCAUCGUCAGCGACCAUUACCACCACAACGACCGCAUUGUACAGCAUUCGGUGUAUUGAGACAACAAAAGAUAUGGUUUGGUUAGGCUAUAGAAAUCUGGUAUUCAUAUUGAAUACGAAAACCCUUCAAUUGGUUCACUGGUUUGCUGUUCAUCCGCGCAAAGAUACCCAAACACGUCAGAUGACGGCAUUGGGCGACGGCGUAUGGGUUAGCCUCAGAUUGGAUUCAACAUUGAAGUUGUAUUCAAAUUUGAAACCCUAUCAACAUCUGCAAGACGUCGACAUCGAACCGUAUGUCUCGAAAAUGUUGAGUCCGAAAGCGUUCAGUUUUAUACGUAUUACGGCACUGAAGGCCAGUAAUCAUCGUAUUUGGAUCGGAACGGCUAAUGGAGUCAUACUAAGCAUUCCGUGCGGCGGCGGUAGUGCUCACAAAGAUACCGUCGCUGGUGGUGGUGGUGGCUCAGGCGGUAGCAGCAGUCAGAGUAGUCCACCGCCAGCUAUUGUCUCGUCAUCAUCCAGCGGACGGCUAGCAAUGUCGACGUUUGUUCCCAUUUGUAACUUAAGCACAACUCAGCUAUCGUUUCACGGCCACAAAGAUGCCGUCAAAUUUUUUGUCUGCACUAAAAAUUUGAUACUAAGCGGCGGCGAAGGCUAUAUUGAUUUUCGACUUAACGGUGACGACGAUUCGUCGUCGACGUCGACAUCGACAUCGCUGUCCAAAGGGGACAGAUCUCACCUAAUAGUCUGGGAAUUGAGUCCAUAAGACACACACACACACACAUACAUACAUACAGUUUGAACACAAAUGUAUUGACUGUUUGUCUGUCUGUGUUAUAAAUGACUGAUACUUUUUUUUAGUGAUAUAUUAUUAUAAUUAAAAAAU